This is a messenger RNA of Dreissena polymorpha, 402 nucleotides long. RefSeq lists its product as uncharacterized. The coding region runs from base 26 to 394 and encodes 122 amino acids. The record is from RefSeq and is a predicted model, not a curated record. NCBI's taxonomy places the organism in Eukaryota, Metazoa, Mollusca, Bivalvia, Myida, Dreissenidae. The transcript has 2 exons.
UGAAGGCGUGGCAGAUGUUGCUGAGAUGGCAGACACUGAUGAAGCCUCAGCCAAGUGUACACUAACUGUUGCUGAGUGUACAUCAAAGCCUGCAACUGCCUCGAAUGUAGCCACUUCUUCAACAUCAAGACCAUCAAAAGAAUCGUUGAAAAAGAGAAAGAGAAACAGAUGCUAUGAAGAAGAGCUACUUGAGCUGGAAACAAGACGUGCACAGGCUGAGUUGGACCUGUGGUUGCAGAGGCAACAGCAGGAAAAACAGCUACAUGAUCUUAGAAUUAAGGUGAUCACAGAGGCUGCAGAGCAAGAGAGACAACUUUUUACUUUAAAAAAAGAGUUGUUAAACUCAAAUAUAAAGUCUGCAAUGGAUCAAGGCCUUCUUUUGUUUGAAUCUUAAACUUAACA